This is a messenger RNA of Limanda limanda (common dab), 678 nucleotides long. RefSeq names its product FEV transcription factor, ETS family member (gene fev). Gene Ontology annotation, molecular function: sequence-specific DNA binding; DNA-binding transcription factor activity, RNA polymerase II-specific. Gene Ontology annotation, biological process: regulation of transcription by RNA polymerase II; cell differentiation. The transcript has 3 exons. Lineage: Eukaryota; Metazoa; Chordata; Actinopteri; Pleuronectiformes; Pleuronectidae. Gene Ontology annotation, cellular component: nucleus. The record is from RefSeq and is a predicted model, not a curated record. The coding region runs from base 1 to 678 and encodes 225 amino acids.
AUGAGACAGGACUGCGGAGGAAACCUCAUGUUCAGCAUGUAUCUCUCAGAUCCAACAGAAACUCUGUUGAAAGAGAGCAAAGGGACAUCAUGGGGUCCUAUAAACACAGGAGUACAAAAAGGCAGCGGGCAGAUCCAGCUGUGGCAGUUCCUGCUGGAGCUGCUCUCCGACAGCAGCAACAUGUCGUGCAUCGCCUGGGAAGGAACCAACGGAGAGUUCAAGCUGCUCGACCCGGACGAGGUGGCCCGGCGCUGGGGGGAGCGCAAGAGCAAACCCAACAUGAACUACGACAAGCUGAGCCGUGCGCUGCGCUACUACUACGACAAGAACAUCAUGACCAAGGUGCACGGCAAGCGGUACGCGUACAAGUUCGACUUCCACGGCCUGGCGCAGGUGUGCCAGCCCUCCAGCACGGAGCAGGCCAUCUACAAGUUCCAGGGCAACUUCUCCCCGAUCCCCUUCCCCGGGAUCUCCAAGCUGAACCUCAUGGCUCCCGGCGUGGGACCCUCGGGGUUCUCCUACUGGCCCGGAUCCCCCCCCACGGCCCUGUACCACAGCCACAACCUGCAGGCCCCGGGGCCCUUCGGCUCCGUGGCCCCGGCCCACAUCAGCUGCGUCAACAACAUCAACAGCCUGAGCAACAUCAACAACCUGAGUAACAUCAACAACCACUACUGA